AUGAACGGCGCGAUCUGGCGAAGCCUGCUGUGGAAGGAAUGGCGCGAGCACCGCUGGAAGCUGGCGGCGCUGGUGGUGGUCGUGCUUGGCUUGCAUGCUUGGGUAUUGGAUGCGACUAGGCCCGGACCUGCUCACUACGCGAACGCCUUCUGGGCGACGUUGUUUAUCGUUGUGCCGAUCGGGAGCGCCUUUGUCGCGAUAGGUCUGGCGGCUGGUGAGCAGUCGCAACGAACGGCGUCUUUCAUGAGGUCAUCGCCGGUUGAUCUCCGUGGGCUUGCGAUUGUCAAGUUACUAGUCGGCGGGGCUACGAUUGCGGCAAUAAUAAUGCUAGCCGCAGUGCUCACGCGCGCUUUAGUCGCGGCAGCGGACGCGUAUAGCUGGCAGUCCGACGCCAGCUCAUUGGAAUCGCUGGAUUCCUUAAGACAUCUCUACGAAACCGGCGGCUGGUUCUUAACCGCUCUGCUCAUCGGCGUCUCGGUCAGCAUCAGCCUGAUACUCUGGAUGGCCGCACCAGCGGUGAACAGCAAGAGCGAGGUGCGUGCAGGAGCGAUCGGGCUGAUCGUUGUCGUUGCGUGCUGGACGCUCUUAGCCUGGGGGGUGUACUUCGUGAAUAGAGACGCGGCCCCAAGUUCUGAUCAAAGAGUCGUCAUAGCGCAUCUCGCUGCGAUGAUGCCGGGCGGCAUUUGGGUAGCGCUGAUCUCGCUAGACGGCCUCGCCGGCCAGUCGUACUUGCUCUUUCCGUAUCUAGCGACGCACGUCCCGCUCGCUUGCUGGUACAUCACUCACUUUGGUCACACCGGCGACCGCGAGCGAUCGCGGCUUAGCGAUGCCGCUCCUUUGGUAGCUGCCGCUCCCGUAUGGCUUGGGCCGGCACGACGAUCGCCCCUGACGGCGUUGUUGUGGAAACACACCCGCGAGUGCGCGCCAAUCGUGCUCGCCGGCGCGAUUGGGGCUCUGGGGUUAGCGGUCACCACCAUUUGCGUGCAGUAUAGCCAGGGCAGCACGAUCGAUUUAAUGGACAUUACCAGCGAAUCCGUACUCGUAGCCUUCAUCACGCUCGGAUGCUGUGCCGGACUGGUGUGUGGCGCCGGUGUUCUUACCAGCGAACUCGAACCACGCCUGUUCACUUUCUGGCGAACACGGCCGAUCCCGAUCGACCUCUGGUUUGCCAUCGCGUUCCUUGGUGGAUUGGCGUUGCUCGUCGGCGUCUUCGGCGUGCCGGUCGCUGUCGCUUAUCAAUUCACCAUGCCCGAGGACCGUCAGAAUGAGCC
Messenger RNA from Symbiodinium sp. CCMP2456, 1271 nucleotides. The record is from the annotation of a GenBank genome assembly. Lineage: Eukaryota; Dinophyceae; Suessiales; Symbiodiniaceae.